AUUUCCAGUGACUCCAUCUAUGCGUUCGCAAAACUUGGCUAUGCUAGGGGUGAUAUCCGCCUAUCUGUCGGCGGUUCCCUCGAUCGCUUAGUGAAUCCAGUUGGUGGAUCAAUGGGAGGAAUAGGGACAAUCCAUUUGAAGAUUAAUUGGAAAUUUGCAGCGGUGUGUGGGUUGAAGUUGUAAAGGCCGAUUAAACCAAUUCAUCGCUAUCACUAGCUUAGCGCGUUUAUCCGGAGGGAACGCUAUUAAAGUGCGACUGCUGAACCGCUGUAAUGAAUAUUAUAACAAACGGUGAUGAUCAAACGCUGUUCAUUUCCAGAGACCAUCGAUCAACUCGACAUCUCGGCCGCUUCACGGUGUUUAUGUUCCGCUUUACUGCGUAACGUUAGCCGUUGACAGUAUUUCACAGCAGAGGCGGUCAAAUUUCCGCUAUCGUUUGGAGCGUCUCGUAGUAGGUGGAGGGAAGGCGGAUCGACUGGCCGAGCCCGCCAUGCCCGGUCCGGUGAGCAGCAAAGCACGGGUGUAUGCUGAUGCCAACACUGUGAAGAGCAAGGAGUACUGGGACUAUGAAGCACAUGUGCCUAGCUGGAGCAACCAGGAUGACUACCAGCUUGUGCGCAAGCUUGGAAGAGGCAAAUACAGUGAAGUGUUUGAGGCCAUCAACAUCAACAGCAACGACAGAGUAGUUGUUAAAAUCCUGAAGCCUGUUAAAAAGAAGAAGAUUAAGCGUGAGAUCAAAAUUCUGGAGAACUUAAGAGGAGGAACCAACAUCAUUCGACUUGUAGACACAGUGAAGGAUCCUGUGUCUAGAACGCCAGCCCUUGUGUUUGAGUACAUCAAUAACACAGACUUCAAGGAUCUCUAUCAGAGACUAACAGACUUCGAUAUCCGGUUCUACUUGUAUGAACUUCUAAAGGCACUGGACUACUCUCAUAGCAUGGGCAUCAUGCAUCGGGAUGUCAAACCUCAUAAUGUCAUGAUAGACCACCAAAUGAGAAAGUUGCGACUAAUAGAUUGGGGUCUUGCUGAGUUCUACCAUCCCACGCAGGAAUACAAUGUAAGGGUCGCCUCAAGAUCAUAUAAGGGACCAGAACUACUGGUUGACUAUCAGAUGUAUGACUACAGUUUGGACAUGUGGAGCUUAGGCUGUAUGUUAGCCAGUAUGAUCUUCCAGAAAGAGCCAUUUUUCCAUGGUCAAGACAACUAUGACCAGUUGGUCAGAAUUGCCAAGGUUCUUGGAACAGAAGAGCUCUUCAGCUACCUGAACAAGUAUCACAUUGAGCUGGACACACGUUUCAAAGAUCUGCUUGGCCAGCAGACCCGUAAGCGCUGGGAGAACUUUGUUCAGCCAGAGAAUCAGCAUUUGGUGAGCCAAGAGGCUUUGGAUUUGCUGGAUAAACUCCUGCGUUAUGAUCAUCAACAGAGACUGACUGCCCAAGAGGCCAUGGAACACCCAUACUUUUAUCCUGUGCUGAAGGGACAGCCUCUGUCAAACUCAGAAGGCGCACUGGCAAUAAGCAGCUCAACCACAACAUGAUGGGCUAAAAGCAGGAAAACCUUUUUACCUCAACAUGUCGUGCAGAGACAUGCUGCCUUUCAGGUGUGAAGCUUCAGUUUACUGGAGCAAGAAGUUAAGCAACACAAGACUUGUACAGAAUGAACACAACAGGCUGUUGUCCCUCUCCUACAUUCACUUUGUAUUAGUGCUGCUUGCCAUUGUUAUCUAGGUACCCAACUUGUGUUAUUCCCCUAUCUCCCCCCUUUUGAGUUGGACAUCUCCAUUUCAUUUUUUGAACAACACUGAAUUAAGCUAUGAUAUUAUGACUGGGAAAGAAUGCCUGCUCUUUCCCCAUGAUUCUCAGGCUGUUGAUGACCGAUGGGGACUCCUGAUCCUGGUUGCGUUAUAUAGUGGAAGAUUGUGUUGUUCAAUGACUUGCCCUGCUGAUAUGAGCUCAGAUUAUAAACUAGUAUUGUCAGGUAUGGAGGCUUUACUGCAAUUUAUUGAAAAUAAGAUAUAUUAAAUGAAACCGUUUUUAA
Molecule: messenger RNA, 2037 nt
Organism: Carassius carassius (crucian carp)
Lineage: Eukaryota; Metazoa; Chordata; Actinopteri; Cypriniformes; Cyprinidae
Product: casein kinase II subunit alpha'-like
Exons: 13
Coding region: 491-1537 (348 amino acids)
Biological process (GO): protein phosphorylation; regulation of chromosome separation
Cellular component (GO): protein kinase CK2 complex; nucleus; cytosol
Molecular function (GO): protein serine/threonine kinase activity; ATP binding
Source: RefSeq, a predicted model, not a curated record